This is a messenger RNA of Eruca vesicaria subsp. sativa (arugula), 346 nucleotides long. The record is from the annotation of a GenBank genome assembly. Lineage: Eukaryota; Viridiplantae; Streptophyta; Magnoliopsida; Brassicales; Brassicaceae.
UAGCACUAGACAGCUUGUUGUCUUACCCAGCAUAGAAGAAUCUAACAUCCUAGCUGAAAACGACAAGUCUAAGAGGGCCAUGUACUGUAUCGGACACGACUCUGUUCAGGAUCAAUAUAAAGUGUUUUGCACAGUUUCAAAACGUGGGGAGAGAUUUGGGAACUUAGUAACAUGGGUGUCAGAGCAUUGGGUCUUGCUACUAGGAGGCGAUCAUAAAUCAAGUCGAUGGAGAAAUAUUCCAAGUAGUUGUCCACCACAUCGUCCUUUGACACGGUAUAAUACGAUCAAUAUCAAUGGCCGUAUGCUUUAUUACCUCGCUAGGACGCAUUUGUCUAGGUGCGUGCUG